Oryza sativa Japonica Group (Japanese rice) is the source of this 1304-nucleotide messenger RNA. The record is from RefSeq and is a predicted model, not a curated record. NCBI's taxonomy places the organism in Eukaryota, Viridiplantae, Streptophyta, Magnoliopsida, Poales, Poaceae.
GCGAGCGAUAGAGAUAGAUAGCUUGGGUUUGGGUUGGCUCUAACUCGAAACCCUUUCCACACGACGACGUGCUCCUGCCCUUUGCGUGCGCUGGGACUCAACUCGAGUGAUCGGCUGAUCGCCCGCUAUAAAUAACCCGCGGCUUUGCUUACGCGACACUACUGGAGUUAGCGAGCACUGCGCACUGAGCACCUCGACACGGCGCGCGCGCGGCCAUGGUGAAGAACACGAGCAACAAGUGCAUUGCUGCUGCCGGCGCGACGGCGGCGGCCGGCUUAGGCGGUGGCGCGGCGUCGUGCAGCGGCGGCGGAGGUGAUGGGAAGGUGACGACGGCGGCGGCAGCGGCGUUGGCGGUGAGGCCGUACAAGGGGGUGAGGAUGCGGAGCUGGGGGUCGUGGGUGUCGGAGAUCAGGGCGCCGCACCAGAAGCGGCGGAUCUGGCUGGGCUCCUACGCCACGCCGGAGGCCGCGGCGCGCGCCUACGACGCCGCGCUGCUCUGCCUCAAGGGCUCCGACGCCGUCCUCAACUUCCCCUCCUCCGCCUCGUCUCGCCGCCGCCUCGACAUCCACCGGGGGGGCACGGACUCGGCGGCGGGCGACAUGUCGCCGAGGUCCAUCCAGCGCGUCGCGGCCGCCGCGGCGGCGGCAUUCGACGCCGCCGCCGCCGCCGUCGUCGUCGACGAAAGCUGCUCGUGCAGCGCCGAGGCGAUGUCGUCGACGCCGACGUCGGGAGCGACCUCGCUGUCCACGCUGGGAAGCUCCGGCGGCGGUGACGUGCUGGACCACGCGACGACGCCGUCGUCGUCGUCGUCUGCCGCGGCCAACGUUUGCUCGCCGCCGCUGGAGGGGGACCAUGAGCUGUGGACGGAGCUGGACGCGUUCGCGUCGCCGAAGUUCAUGGAUCUAAUGGCCGCCGGCGGCACGGCGUUCUCGUCGCCGUGGGAGGAGCCCGAGGAGGACGGCGAGCUGAUGAGGCUGUGGAGCUUCUGCUAGCUUAGCUAGGAGCCUAGGAAAUCGAUCGUGAAUCCAUUCGCCCAUGCAACACAAUACUACCAUUGAUCCAAUCAAUUUCUCCUCUCUUUGAGCAUCGAAAGCUAGGUUAAUUAGGCCUUGGUCCAUGGCUUCAGUUCUUCCAUAGAUUCUUCUUCUUUUCUUUGAUAAUAUCUUGAUUAAUUAAUAUGGUUGUAAUUUAUAUAAGUAUUUUACGGUGUUACACUGUACGGGUUGUUGAAUGAGACUGUGAGUGCAUUGGAUACUGGUUGGAUUUGUUCCAUUUCUGUUCUAAUUUAAUUUCUUGAUUGGUUA